GAUGCAUUCACGCAUCAUUGGCUGGUCUAUUAUCUUAGCAUAAUUAUUAUUGUGUCUAUUUUGGAUAUUCAUUCGUUUUGUUUAGGGUUAUUUUGGAUUAUUAUUAUUCUGUUUAGGAAGUAAAUCGUUUAGGAGUUGGACUCGGUUUAGGUUACCAUGUUUGAGGGGGAGAGGGUUUAUGGGAUGCGUCCUAUAAAUAUGUACUUAAUCCUUACGUUUUAUUUAUCGAAGAAGAAUAAACCCCAG
Molecule: messenger RNA, 246 nt
Organism: Linum tenue
Lineage: Eukaryota; Viridiplantae; Streptophyta; Magnoliopsida; Malpighiales; Linaceae
Source: the annotation of a GenBank genome assembly